AUGCCGUAUCAAAGUCUCCUUGCCCCUUUAGUCCUACUUGUCUGGCAGUGUAGCCAACUACCACCCCCUGAACAGGAUCUAGCUUGCCUCUUCCUGCCAAACGUGCAUACGUUCUUUCCAACCAACCUCUCUGCUCAUGAUAUUUCUGAUUCCUAUAAUCAGGCAAAACUUCGUCUUCAAAUUUGCUUCCAUCCUUCUCGGCUUCGAGACCCUGCACUUGUAAAUACUUCUAUCCGGCACCAAGUGAGUUUGAUCUUGCCUGCAACCCCGGUCAGUUCGGGUCCUGAUUUGCAGAUCACUCGUGCCUCGGUUGGCUUGCGUUUCCUACCGGUUCGUGUAAUUCCCACGCUUGCUGUAGUCAGCAUCGAAUUGGACGCUGUAAACGUUUCUGCAGAUCUGGUAAAAUAUUAUUGUUGCUUAGCUCAAUUCCAUUUCAAGUGA
Protopolystoma xenopodis is the source of this 441-nucleotide messenger RNA. Lineage: Eukaryota; Metazoa; Platyhelminthes; Monogenea; Polystomatidea; Polystomatidae. The record is from the annotation of a GenBank genome assembly.